CAUGGUUCUGGUCAAGUUAACCCCCAAAACAGAGGCACCACAAAGUAGCUCUGAGGAAGCCUUUUGGAAGGAGAAGCUUGGCAAAGGUGGAGCUUUGAAAAUUCCAGUCCUGUUCAGAAAGGAGCUGGCAACUGCUGCUGUUCCCUGUGGUGUCUUGGGUGAGGCAGGAGCUCUGGUAACUGCUUUAGAAGCAAGCAAGGUAAUUUUCAUGCUGUUUUAAUGAAAAAACACUUGACUGCAGCUUUUUUAGUUACUACAUGUACAUGCUAAAUGUCUGGGCAGUGUUGACAGAUAGCAGUACUGGUUUGUCUUUCCUGUUUGCAUUUGUACAGAACACUGAAGCACUCGUGGCUCUAAAAAGGAAAAUAAUUUCCCCUAGAAAUGUAAAAUAUCUGCAGCUUUCUGUCUUGGCAGCCUUGUGCAGUGGUUCCAGUGGUGUAUCCCAGGUGGGGUGGAUAUAUGCCGGAUAGGAGGAAAUGAGCUUUCUUCAGCAUUGCUGCCCUGAAGGUACAGGUUGGGUUACACUACAGCAUGUAAUAUGGUAUUUGAUCUUUUAAACUAGAUGGUGUUCUCUUAACAUGAUGGAUUGAGACUUGCUCUUCCAUGUUGGCAAGGUUUUAAUUUUCUUGGGUUUUUAGCAGUGGAGGAUUAUGCUAGCAACCUGUUGGUAGAGCUGAAGUGGGAGAAAUCCUGUGCUACUGCUGGGAGUCUUUAGUCUCCUUUCCUGUGGCCCAUGGCACCUGACCUGCUUGAGUUACGCUAGGGGGACACGUGCUUUCUAAAGAACAUUGUCUUGAUUUUUGCACAAAAGCUUCCUUAAUGAACAAUAAAAACCUCUGUAAACCGAUGUGUUUCAUUUCUUUACUGUGUGCUAGUUGCUGAAGGGUCUUGCUAGCUUCCCCUUUCCUGCAGAGUCAGGAGGAGGCACAUCCCAAAACAUCAAUGGGAAUCAGGGUGAAUGACAGGACUCUAAUUCCCAUUGAGUUGCCAUUGCCUUACAGUAUGCAUGUCCCAUCAAGCCUUUGCUAUGUUGAGCACAGAUGCAGGCUAGAGGCUUGCCAGGGAUUGCACUGCUGUUCUCUUCCCUGGACAAACACAAUGCCUGAUGUGAGGCAACAGUCCCGUGUUGCAAUUCCUCUGCCUGGUGUGGGCUGGAGGGAGUUCUUGCUGAAGCUGCUUGAUACCAGGCUUCAGUGCUGACUUGCAUUUAAUGUGUCUGCUUCCCUUUUGUCUUCAUUCCUUGCUUUGUUUUAAACAAAAUGUGACUUUUAAAAUGUUUUAAGCAAACUAUGAGGCUACCUCUCAAUACCCCAUUAAUUCAGUUGUCCUAAAUUUAAUGGUCUUUAGUAUCUUCACUACUGACUUUUUUUUUGUAAGGGCUGAUGCAUUCAUCUGUUAUGAAUGCAUCAUAAGGGUGAAUUUUGUGAAGAGCAUGGGAAAUAGCUGCAUUGCAUGGUGUUAGGACAGUUCUCCCUGGUUGGGUCUACACUUUGCAGCCAGGAAUAGUUAGUGUUGAGCAGCAGGUUCUGGGCUGGUUUUGACUUCCCGGGAAUACCUGCCUGGCUCUGGUCCCUCCCUCUACUUGCAGGCUGGUGAUGAUGAUUUUAUAAUCAAGCCAUAAGGAGAGGGGUGUGGUAAUUGCCCUGUGUGGGUGUGGGUUCUCUCUACUUCUCCCAGCCCAUCCAAGAUCCCUCAGUCUGGGAGCAGCACAGGAGCGGAACCAGCCACUGAGGACUAUCUUAGGAACAGCAUGGAGAUCAAAUGGAGUGGCUGGGUGCUGCUGAUCCUUUCUGUGUGCCUGGGCUCCUACCAAGCUGAGGCCAGCCCCCUCCACGAGUGCAGCAAGCGGCCAGAGGACUGGUGCCGCGAUGUGGUGACAGCAGCCAAGUGUGGGACGCUGCAGCUCUGCCAGAUCUCCGUCUGGGACCAGGCUGUGGGGCAGAAGGGAAUCCCAUGUCACCUAUGCCAGAUGGCAGUCUCUGUGGUAGGCAAGAUCCUGCAGGACAACCGCACCGAGGAAAAGCUGCGGCUCUUCUUGGAUAAGAAAUGCCAGUACCUGCCCUUCCAGGACUGGUCUGUGAAGUGCAAGAGGAUGGUGGACACCGGCAUCCUCAUCCUCGUCCAGCUGGGCAAGCAAGUGCUGGCGGACCCGAAGGUGGUGUGUGGGACCAUCAAGCUGUGCCAGCCUCGGGAGAGCCCCACAGGAGCCCUGAAGUUUCAGGAACCACCACCAGCCCCUGCCGGCCCUGCUCAGGACUUUGCUGACCUGGUUACUCCCUUCAUCACCAACGUGCCCCUCCUGCUCCAUCCCCAGGACCUGCCUCGUGGUGAGGCUCAGGAGAAGGAAGAGGUGUGUGAGGAAUGCCUGCGGCUGGUGGCCGCUAUGCAGCUGGAGCUGGGGACCAAUGCCGCCUUCACUCAGGCGCUGGUGGCCCGCACUGAGUGGGCAUGUGAGGGCCUGGCACCCAACCUGGCACAGCAGUGCAAGCACUACCUGGCCGAGUACAUGGACACGGCCGUCCGGCUGCUCCAGUACAUGCUGGCUGAGGACCCCAUGGAGCUGUGUGGCCAGCUGGGACUCUGCUCCUCUUCCUCACUGCUGCCCUUCCACACACUGCUCACAGAGAAGAUGAUACAGGUCCUGAGCACGCUGUGGGACAGGGAAGGGACCACUCCACUGUGUGAGAUGUGCCAAUUUGCUGUGAAAGCGGCCGAAAGCCUCCUGGAGAACAACGUGACGGAGGAGCAACUGGUGAACGACAUCGAGAAGGUGUGCUACAUGCUGCCCCACAGCGUCAUCGGGCAGUGCAAGGACUUCGUUGACUCCUAUGGCAAAGCCGUGGUCAUCAUGCUGCUGGAGGCCACCGACCCGGCGGCUGUCUGCACCAUGCUGCGCUGCUGCCCCCGGAGCGGGGACACCCGCCGCGGGCCUGCCAUGCUGGAGCAGCUGGCAGUGGGUGCGGGAGCAUUCUGCAACGUCUGCCAGAUCAUCAUCACGUACUUUGACAACGAGCUGCUGAAGAACGAGACGCUGUCGGAGCUGGGUGACAUGCUGCAGAAGGGCUGCGAGCUGCUGCCCGCACCGCUCACUGGCACGUGUGAAGCACUCGUGGUGCAGUAUGAGCCAGAGGCUGUGCGGCUCUUCGUGCAGAUGAUGGACCCCACCUUCGUCUGCACUAAAAUAAAAGCUUGUGACUCAUCCGAGGAGGAUCUCCUGGGCUCAGACCUCUGUGCCUUGGGCCCGCAAUACUGGUGCAAGAACAUGGCCACAGCGAUCAAGUGCCAGGCUGUUGAGCACUGCCAGCGUCACCUAUGGAACUAGGAGUCACCUCCUCGGCUGGCUGUGCUUGCCCUGCUGUUUUGGUUCAGGAUCGCAGAUACCCUCCCUUGCGAUGCACCUGCACCCGUGGAUGGCAAUGGCAGGAGCCCACCAGCCUGACCAUCUGGGCAGGGGCUGUGGGGUGACCCAGACACUUCUGCCACUUCCUUUUCCAUCCCUGCGGUUUGGAUUUCUAAAUCGGGUUAAGGGACUCAUUGGUAUUUUCAAGACUGAGGAUUCAGCCUUGUUGUCUCUCAGAGUCCUUGUAAAAUCCCCAUCCCCACGUCUAUCCCCAUCCCCCUUGUAAGACCCACAUCCUGCAACGUGAACAGGCUGGAAUGGUUUCUGCUGCCCAAAUGCUAGACAAAUCUGGGCAGCUGGCAGCCAGCAGCCUCACACCACAGGUCUUGUCAGCUUUUGGCAAGCCCAGCACUUUGCUGGUCCCUCUUCGAAUUGGUGUGGCUUUCUUUUACACCUCCCUUCCCCCUCUUGCCCUAUAAAGAAACACAGUGGAUUAAAUUUACAGAUAUAUAUACCUUAAGUAUUCCCUGAACAAAAAAUGAGUGAGU
This is a messenger RNA of Pezoporus occidentalis (night parrot), 3888 nucleotides long. RefSeq names its product prosaposin-like. The transcript has 15 exons. Gene Ontology annotation, cellular component: lysosome. NCBI's taxonomy places the organism in Eukaryota, Metazoa, Chordata, Aves, Psittaciformes, Psittacidae. Bases 1751 to 3322 code for a protein of 523 amino acids. Gene Ontology annotation, biological process: sphingolipid metabolic process. The record is from RefSeq and is a predicted model, not a curated record.